Messenger RNA from Diabrotica virgifera virgifera (western corn rootworm), 1273 nucleotides. RefSeq lists its product as uncharacterized. The record is from RefSeq and is a predicted model, not a curated record. The transcript has 2 exons. The coding region runs from base 121 to 1011 and encodes 296 amino acids. Lineage: Eukaryota; Metazoa; Arthropoda; Insecta; Coleoptera; Chrysomelidae.
UCGGCGAUUCCGCGAUACCAUUCUUGAGUUUUCUCGUAACCACGCACUCGUGGAAGAGGAGGUUCGGCCACAACGUGCUCGGUCCCCAGUCAUGCGAUAUUACUUUUUGGGAAAGCCACUAUGGGUCCGAUGUCGCGGUUAGUUGUUUUGAUUGCGUUUUUCUUGUGUUUUCUAAGUACUUUUGGUGCCAAUCUAAGUGGAAACGUCGCUAGUACUUUUAAUAUAACUGAUGAUAGCGAAGCAUUGGUAUCCAGUACGCCGAUUGAAGAAGAUGUAUCAACAUCCGCAACAGAACCUUCUAUUAAAAUUAAAAUACAGCCUAAACUAGUCCAUAAAGCAGCAAUAAACAAACUCCAAGUAAUUAAGAAAAGCACUCAACCAAGUAACUCAUCUAAAAUUUUGUCUAGUAAGAAACAGGUAGUAAAGCAAUUUAAAAAAUCAAACGUAACUACUAAACAAACUAGUCCAAUUCCCUCUAAAAAGACCUUAUCGGUCAGGAUUCAGAAAGUAACAAGAAAACCUGCCAAAUCAGUGCAGCAAAUUGUUAAAGGUGAUAUUGGGACUAUUAGUGAUGGUGGACAUGGUGGUCAUGGUGGUCAUGGUGGUCAUGGUGGCCAUGGUGGUCAUGGUGGCCAUGGUGGUCAUGGUGGCCAUGGUGGGCAUGGAGGCAAAAGAAAAAGAAAACGUCGUAAAAGCUGCACAGAAAAAGACAAAGAAGAAAAAGGAUUUAUGGAGAAGAUGCUUCCCAUGCUGGCGACUCCUUUCCUAAUCUCUUCCUCAAUGGUACCAAUGAUGUUGGUUUCUAUGUUAUUUACGAUGAUAAAAAGUGCGUUUUUAGGAAAAAUUGGAUUAAUAUUGAUGUUAAUCAAUAUGUUUUCGAAUAGAAGAAAUCAAGGUUCAGUAAGCACUCACAAUCUGAAUAUGGACCAACCAAAUAAUCAAGUCGCCAUGGCACAUUAUGGAUGGCAUGGGGAUGAAGAAUAUGGGGCUUAUGUCAAUAAAAAACGGUGAUAGUGAUAAAAAGUAACUUUUGAUAGUUUAAUGUUUCUGAUGGUACAAAAUUUGUUACUAACUAAUGUGCAAACAUUAAUUAAUUAAUAUGUUAGCAGUAUAGACAAGUAAUUGACAAGUGACACUUACAUUUUUUGAGACGGUAAAAAGAACGCUCUAAAUAGCCAAAAAUUAUUUUAAGAUUUUUAAAUUUUAAAACUAAUUUUAUUAUUAAUUUAUUAUUUAUUACUCUAUUUUAACACGAAUAGAUAAAUUAAAUGUU